Messenger RNA from Cetraspora pellucida, 423 nucleotides. NCBI's taxonomy places the organism in Eukaryota, Fungi, Glomeromycota, Glomeromycetes, Diversisporales, Gigasporaceae. The record is from the annotation of a GenBank genome assembly.
AUGCUGUCGACUAUAUAUUCCAUAAACAAUUUCAAUGUAGGAGACAUCAUUGAGGCUGAGUUCCAAGGGCCGAUGGCCAACGAAGUAAUAGGACGACAAAGGAAAUCAAAGGCGGCGAUGACUAUUCGUGGAAAUAUCAUCUUAUUGGCUACUGACAAGUGGCAAGAUCCAUAUGUAUGCUGUCAAUCAAACGAGACACAAAGCAAAAAAGAUAAAUAUUCCAAUUGUAAAUCGUUAUGUUUGUUAAUACUGCAGAAGAAGAUUAAGGUGCGAGUUCUUGGCGUUGCUGGACAUCCACCAUGGAUUUCUUUAUCCAUGCUUGAGCCUCAGGAAGUGAUUGAUUAUCGAUAUCAAGACUUAAAUAUUUCUGAUUAUUCGUCCAUCAUGAUAGCUAUACAAAUCUUACAUAAGCUGUUUGACUAG